AGACAAACUGACAGACAGACAGACACACAUACCAGUCACUCCUCACAGGCACGCCCGCACCCACCGCAAUUACACAAUGGACAUGUAUGGCAUGCAUAUGGACAGCUCGGUUGUACGAAUUGCUCUUCGAAUGCAGGAAUGAAAUGCAAGCUAGAGAGCUGAUACCGGUGUGUAGCAAAGGGCCAACUGGAAAGGAGAAGACGCAAAAAGAAAUGGUAAAACAAAAAGACAACAAAAAGCCGACACACGCAAACACACACACGGACACACGCGCGACAUUCCAUGCAAAUACACACAUUUCCAUUCAGCACUGCAAACUGGUUUGGAAAAGGGAAGCAGCGACAGAUAUUCAGCCGUGGCGGUCGGUCGUGCCUUCCAUUUCAGCUGCGAACUGCUGCAAAUACAUAAACCAGUUAAGAAAAUCAUCGACGGGCGUGUUGUGUGUUUCUGGCGACGACAACGACGACGCCGUAUCACUCGGCGAUUGCAUUCAAACGGUUUCAGACCAGACGGAAGAAUAAAAAUUUUGUGUAAACCGAGUGAGUGAGCGACCGACUGACCAAACGACAGAUCGACACACAGACAGUGCCAAAGUCAAAGCCAGCCAGUGGUGUCAGUGUGUGUUCAACCAUUCAAAGCCCAGACUGGAGCUGAGCCUAGUGAUUUUUUUGCUGUCGCCAUUGCCUGAAGAAGCCUUCAGAUACAGAGCGUGUCGCGAAAGAAAAAAUCAAUUGUUCAUCGCGAAAAAAGAAUAGCCCGGUGAAAAUUUUCCAAAAUCCCUUUGAGAAGAAAAUUGAAAAAUCGACUAAAGCUACGGAAAAUGUCUCUGAUUCCAUUCAUAUUGGAUUUGGCCGAUGAGCUCCACGAAUUCAGCCGUUGCUUGGCCAAUGGAAUCGAUAUCAACGAUUUCGGAUUUGGUCUCUAUACUGGUUCCGAGCAACAAAAUCAAUCGCAACCCCCAUCAGCUUCAACAUCACAACAACAGCAGCAGAGUCCCAGACGUAGCCGGACCUCAUCGUUUUCCUCGUUUUGGAUGCCGACGAAACGCCAUCAUCCAUACAAUCGCAUCAAAAGUGCCUGCUGUGGCAAAAGCGCUGGCGAGGAGGGCGGCGCCACGGGCACCAACGCCACCACUGCCAGUCCUGAAAAAGACGCUACCCCAGUGCCAACACCGAACAAGACAGCUUCCUAUUCGGUGGUCAAUAAGAACGGCUUCCAGGUCAGCAUGAAUGUGAAGCAAUUUGCUCCGAACGAGUUGUCGGUGAAAACAAUCGAUAAUUGCAUCGUGGUAGAGGGUCGCCACGACGACAAGGAGGAUGGCCAUGGUGUCAUUUCGAGGCACUUUGUACGCAAGUACAUGCUGCCAAAGGGAUACGAUCCCAAGGAUGUGAUGUCGACUCUAUCUUCGGAUGGCAUUUUGACUGUAAAGGCUCCGCCACCUCCUCCGCCUAGUGCAAAGGUUGACGAGCCGAACGAACGAAUUGUGGAAAUUCAGCCGACACCUGGACCAACCCAAGUGGUGCCAGCCACCGUGUCUGCAGGGGCACAGCCUAAAGAGCAGACGAAAAAGCCAUUAUCUCCAGCGGCUCGCGAAGAGUGUCAAUUGCCAGAGAAGAGACAAAAACUCGAUGUGGCCCAACAGCAGCAGCCGCAGAUGGAUAAAAAGCAGGAGGUGGUGCAGGAGGAACAAGACACAGUGAAACAGCAGCAAGCUCCUCCAACACAAACAAUACCGGCAACAAAAACAACACAAUCGCAAUCCACAUCGACUCCACCACAAUCGCCAUCAUCGGGGGAUGCAGCAGCUGCCGGGGCUGGUGCACUUAACGACAAUGAGAAAGUUGAGGAGGAACAAACAGCUGAAAUUGAUGAUAAACAACAGCAACAACAACAUCAGCAAAAAGAAGACGACCGAGUCGAUGGAAAGGGGGAGCAACAACAGCAAACAGAGGAAGAAAUAACUGAUGUAGAGACUAACAAUGCCGUGGCUGCCAUUACAACUGCUGAAGAAGAUAAGACUGAAAAUCAGCUGGAAACUAAAGAGUCUGCCAUGGAAAUCGAUGAGACUGAAAACAACAAAACUGCUGAAGCAGACGAGGAAGGUGGCGAGGAACGAGACAUGGUGGAGAAAAAACUGCCCGAAACUAACGGCAGCGACAACAUCGGAGAGAUUGCCGAAGCAAUUGAACCGGCUGCCGAGUCCUGCACCAACACAACUACCAGUUCCGCUGAAAAAAGUAACGACGAAGUUCCUGCUGAGGCUGUGAGUGAAGCUGAUGGCCAACCCCCAGAGUCCAAUGCCAUGGAAGUGGAUGGUGAUGAUGAUGUGGCAGAACAGACAAACAAUACAGCAGCUGAUGAAGAUGCGACGAAUGUUGGUGCCGGCGAGGACAAACUGAAGGAGGGCGAGAAGGAAAAGAAAGCCGAUGACAAAUGCCCAGAAACAGCUGAAAAUUCCAACUCCACACCAAUAAACAAUGACAAAGAAGACAAUAAAGCAAACUCCAAGUCAACCGGCGAAACUCCAGCUGACGCCGCGGACUCGGUUGCUGCUGAAUCUGCCAAUGACAAAGUGUCUGAUGCAGAAACAGCUGUAGACACCACCACAGCCACAGCCACUACCAUUGCCACAGACAUUGAUGUUGCCCUACUCAAAAAGGCUGCCGCAACAGCUGACGCUGCCGAAAUCACAGCUGCUGCAGAAAAUGCUUUGCUCUCGGAAUCCAUGGAUGGCAUUGCAACCACUGACUCGCCAGUGGAUACCGUUGAGUGUUCUCUCUUUGCCAAGUCAUUGGGAAAUGGAAAUAGUAAUUCAGCAGCAGCCCUAGUGGCCAAGGAAGAAGUCGCAAACUAGACAACGCCAGAGCUCUCCCUGUCACUUUUUGUUUUAGGUAAAGUGACAGCAUAGAACUGAGAACAACAAAUGAGAGACUAUUAUUGUAAUGCAGAUUUUAUUGCGGAAUUUUUUCCUCUCUCACUCUCUAUCUGCCGCCAAACACUGACUCAACGAAGGAACGAACGAACGUACGAAGAAAAAUGGAGCUCUGGGAAGUGCGCAUUAACUCAACAGAUACAAUGAACGACACACAAACACACACACACACAAUCACUCACUCCAAUCCACACAAACACACACAUGCACACGCAAUUCAUCCAGUCACGAUGAUACAGAUACUAUUUCGCCAGAAGAGGAGUACUUAAUUUUGCCAACAACCGAAACACCAUCAACCGCAAAAAAAAAAAAAAAAAACAAAGAAUUAAAUCAACCAAGAGGAAAACAACAACAAUAACAACAACAACAACAACGGCGUAGCGUAGUGGCGCCAACAAAAACGUCAGCUAAGCUGUCGGCGGCGGCAGCAACAACAAUACCUUAGACAUAAUCUAUAACAACAACAACAACCAGCCGUACGUAGCAACAGUAUAAAGCCCGGGCCGUAGCAGAACCGGAAACAGAGGCAAAAGCAGCGGCUUCUUGACUCAGGCGCAAUGCUCUGCAGCCCGUAUUCCUAAUUUUCCUAUGCUCUUAUUAAUGAAAUAUACCUAUACAUAUAUGCAUAUUAUUAUUAUUUUUUUAUUAUUAUUAUUGAAAAUUAUUAUUCCUAUCCUAGGAUGUAGAAAUCAAUUAUGGAAAUAAUUCUUAAGUUUUUUUUUUUUACUAUUAUUAUUAUCCUUAUCAUCAUCAUCAUCGUCGACUACAGGAGGUUAUGUUUUAGGCCAAACAACAGCAGCAACAAUUCCAUUGUCCCUCGAUUAACCAUCAGGAGCACAGGCAGACAGACGACAGACAGACAAACAGACAUACCGACCGACAGACCGGCACUCUCACUAUUGGAUUGGAUGAAUGAACCGCUGCUAACCGAUUGGGAAUUGGAGAACAUUUUCAGAUGUUAAAUUAAGCAGAGAUUCCAGCUUUUAUUUGAACUUUAAAAAAGUAUUAAUUUUAAGUAUUUACAUAAUGAAUAAAAACAAAAAGAACAACAACAACAAGAAGAAGAAGAUGAAGAUGAAGAGAAAAAUAUAUAAAAACGAAAAAUUAUUAAUGAAAACACACAAAAACGAUAUACAUACAUAAAUUGCGAUCAAAUCAAUGAAUUAAGAAAAAUAAAACAAAAACAAUUGAAAUAAAACAAAAACAAAGAAAAAGAAAUACCGAUAUUAUGAAUAUUAAAGGAAAGUAAACAAUGAAGAAAGAUAGAACAACAACAACAACACUUACAUAAUGGUAAUCUCCAUGGCAGAAAGCCAUUCAACAUUCAAAGAAUUAAUUGAUGAUUAACAUCGUCAUCAUCUUCGGCGUCGUUGGAACGUCGUCAGAACGACGAAAAUGGUAUUACAUAAAUAAAUGAAAUAAAAAUCUUAAACUACAUAAAUUAUUGUAUGUGAGAAUAAAUAAAUUUCAAAA
Molecule: messenger RNA, 4405 nt
Organism: Musca domestica (house fly)
Lineage: Eukaryota; Metazoa; Arthropoda; Insecta; Diptera; Muscidae
Product: heat shock protein 67B1
Exons: 1
Coding region: 821-2854 (677 amino acids)
Biological process (GO): response to heat; protein refolding
Molecular function (GO): protein folding chaperone
Source: RefSeq, a predicted model, not a curated record